Centruroides sculpturatus (bark scorpion) is the source of this 684-nucleotide messenger RNA. Its product is annotated as 5-oxoprolinase-like. The record is from RefSeq and is a predicted model, not a curated record. Gene Ontology annotation, biological process: glutathione metabolic process. Gene Ontology annotation, cellular component: cytosol. The annotation marks the transcript as partial. Gene Ontology annotation, molecular function: 5-oxoprolinase (ATP-hydrolyzing) activity. The transcript has 5 exons. NCBI's taxonomy places the organism in Eukaryota, Metazoa, Arthropoda, Arachnida, Scorpiones, Buthidae.
UAUAUAUGAUUUUAUAAAAUUACUUUUAUAAUUUACACUAAGUAAAAAUUUUAAAGAAUUUAUAAUUUUUCAGCUGUAACAGAAAUGUUAAUGGAACCUGGAAAAAUUCCUGGUAGCAGUGGAACAAGAAAUCUUAAAGAUAAUAUUUCUGAUUUAAGAGCACAAGUUGCUGCAAAUCAAAAAUUGUAUUUUGUUUUUGGCUUCUUUAGCAACAGCUCAAAUUUAUAUGUUUUAAUGGCUUUAUAUUCACAGAACAAUGCAGAAAUUGCUGUUAGAAAUAUGCUGAAAGAAAUUGGUAAUAAAGUUUCAUUCUCAGAUAACUAUGUAAAUUUAUGUGCUGAAGAUUACAUGGAUGAUGGAACAAUGAUUAAACUUCAGAUUCAAAUAGAUAAAAAUCAAGGAACUGCUAUAUUUGAUUUUAAUGAUACUGGUUAUGAAGUAUAUGGAAACUGUAAUGCUCCAAAAGCUGUCACACUGUCUGCAAUAAUAUACUGUUUACGCUGUAUGGUUGGCUAUGAUGUUCCUCUAAAUCAGGGUUGUCUUGCACCUGUAAAAGUUAUCAUUCCAAAAGGAUCAAUAUUGUCACCAUCACAAGAUGCAGCUAUUGUAGGAGGAAAUGUAUUAACAUCACAAAGAAUUGUAGAUGUGGUUUUCAAAGCUUUUAAAUCUUGUGCAGCAUCUCAG